Molecule: messenger RNA, 1344 nt
Organism: Bacidia gigantensis
Lineage: Eukaryota; Fungi; Ascomycota; Lecanoromycetes; Lecanorales; Ramalinaceae
Exons: 2
Coding region: 1-1344 (447 amino acids)
Source: RefSeq, a predicted model, not a curated record
AUGCUCCGAGAGCACAAAGCUGAACAGGAUAUGUUUGACUUGGACUCCAUACAGGAGUCUUUCAACGCUGUUACGGAAUCUAUAGAAGAACAGUUCGAUAGCAUCGCCCGUCUUGCUCGAGAUACAUAUCGGUCAACGCCAUGGAUACCGGAAUCGAUGAAGCCCGAUGUUCCUCCUCCCCCACCGCCCUUCUAUGAAACAAUACUUCCACCGGCUGGCUAUCUUCAGGCUUGCCGGAUUUGGAUAUCAGAACAUCGCGCAGUGACAGCUGCAGUCGUUGCCUUUGUUGGCACAGGGGCGUUCAUUGUCUGGCGGCAGCGAAGAGCAGAUAGAAAGAAAAGAAGAGCAAAGCGCGCAAGGAACGGGCAAAAGACAGAAGUCGUCCUUCUGGCCGGAUCAUUACAUUCGCCGUUCACACGGUCCCUUUCGCUGGACCUGGAGCGGAGGGGCUUCAUUGUCUAUAUCCCUGCUGCGAGCGUAUCAGAGGAACAGAUCAUCAAUGUGGAAGCGAAUCCAGACAUAAGGCCUUUGAGUCUGGACAUCACAUCUCCCAGCUCUGUAUCCGAAGCCGUCUCCAAGUUUGAAUAUUUCCUAGAUUCACCACUUCGCACGAGAACAGCAAGUACAGCGUCCAAGCCCCAUCUUGCAGCCUGUUUGUUGCUCCCACCCCCAGUCUAUCCUGUCCGAGGUAUCGCCAGCCUGGAAAUCCACGACUGGUCACACACAUUAAACCUCCACAUCCUAGCUCCUUUCGGUCUUGUCCAUGCUUUCCUGCCCCUACUAAUAAACCAAAAUUCAAACCUGUCAUUCCUCACGUCGUCAAUUAAUUCUUCGUUGAGAACUCCAUCUCACGCUCCUGAAGGUGUUGUCGUUGGCGGCAUCGAACAAUAUAUCGCGAGUUUGCGAAGAGAGAUGCCGUCCAUCAACGUGGUGCAGAUGAAGCUUGGUCAUUUUGAUUUGAGCCAGUUCUCGCCAGAGAACAAGCAGCUUGUCAUACCGCAUGAGCUGUCCAGAGUCAAUGCUACGAAAGCGAGACUUGGUGUGAAACCAUACGGAGGAAGCGCGCUCCGAGAAUUGCACAACAAUGUCUUCGAUGUCAUUGUGCGUUCGAAAGGCAGGAAUAGCACAGUAUUUGUUGGUCGAGGAAGUCGAGUCUAUGAUAUUGUGGGCAAGUGGGUGCCAUCAGGACUUGUCGGGUGGAUAUUGGGUGCGAACCAGAGCUGGCCGUCUAUGUUCGCACAAUCAAAGUCGAAAGACCUUAAGAAAGGCCAGUCGGAAGAGCCAGCUGCGGAAGAUCUAGUCGAAUCGAUGGCAUCGAUUGAUGAUAUAGGUAACGAAGCAUGA